Serpula lacrymans var. lacrymans S7.9 is the source of this 1735-nucleotide messenger RNA. RefSeq lists its product as uncharacterized. The transcript has 4 exons. The annotation marks the transcript as partial. Lineage: Eukaryota; Fungi; Basidiomycota; Agaricomycetes; Boletales; Serpulaceae. The record is from RefSeq and is a predicted model, not a curated record.
AUGAAACAGUCAGGUCACGUGAAUAAUCGGUCGACAAUCGGUCAAUCGGUCGACCAAAGAUUGGUCGACCGAUUCGGUGACUUCCCUGGCUAUGGCGGAGUUGCCCACCAAGGUAUGGCGGAGUUGCCACACACACGCGCACCGUCUUUCAUCUUUUCAUUCAGUCCAGCCAAGUGCCACAACAUGGAAAAGCUCAACUGUUGGGUCUACGGUGAAGAUGUUGAAAAUAUUCUUCCUGUCAACAUCUCAAGUUCAGAGACUGUCUACGACCUCAAAAAAGUCAUCAAGGACGAGAACUCCUUACAGGUCCAAGCAAAGUAUCUCGAACUCUACUCCAUUUGCCUUCCUGACGAUGAGCAACUGGAAGGCAAACUUAAUCGGUGGGAUCAUUCAAAGGAAAUGAAGCUCACCACACGAUCCAAAUUAUCAACCCUUUUCCCCAAGUCUAAGGAAGGGGUGUGGUUCAUCAUCGUCCGUGCACCCAGUUCUUUUUCACGCAAAAUUGAAGUCCCAAACUUGACUCUUUGCUGCUGGGUGCGCGGUGACAGAUCCAGUGUCGUCUUUUAUGUCAAGGUCUCAAGUUCAGAGACUGUCUACGACCUCAAAACAGUCAUCAAGAAUGAGAGGUUUGUCACGUUCCGCGAUGUGGAGGCGACCAAUCUCGAACUCUACAAAGUUUCCUUUCCAUAUGAAGGAGGUGAUUCACUUGAAGGUGUGCUCAGCAAUCUCACCAGUCCCAGUCUGGAAAAUCCUCUGGAGGCGGGGCAGCAGUUGUCAGAUGUUUUUACGCAACCGCCUGCCAGAAACCAACUUCACCUUAUCAUUGACGUGCUUUCCGUUGAAUGUUGGAUUCGAGGGGCAGAUCUUGCGGGUUUCAUUAAAGUCACAAUACCAGCGGAGGCCGAUAUUGGCGAUCUCAACGCUUCGAUCAAGGCGGCAUACAGUGGUAUUAUACCCUUUCCUGGCUUCAGAGUUUACAAGGUUACAGCAAACAACGAUGACGAGCUCCACGAGAUUCUUGGUGCUACAGGAUCGGGUCAAAUGCUGCAAGGGACUGUGAUUCUGAAGGAGGUCUUCGAUGACGUCCCUUUUCUUCAGAUGCCACGUGUUGUCGUCGAGCUACUCGAUGAAAAGAUAACGGGACAUCCUCCAUCGGCAUAUCGUCACGUAGGAAAUGGCGAUCCGAUCGCGACUGCACGCAAUAAAUUCCUAAUAUCCACUCCAAAGGAGAAGCCUUCAGCCACUGGCACCCCGUCUGAAUUUCGGAGACGACAGAAUAAUUCACAACACCUUAAAUCUAUACCCUGUGGUCGUCCUCGCGAAUAUGAGGAAACUAUCCCCGUAACCCUCUUACAUCCUGUCUUUGGCCAGUUUCUUGAUGACUGUCAGACUAUUGAUGUAACAGCUGACGACAACAGUUUCGUCGAGCACCUCGCGAUAGCCAUGUCGGCCUUGUAUGAAAACGAGAAUGGACGGCUUGAAGCUGUUGACAAGGUAUUUCAAAAGUACCGCUUCCACUUCACCAUCACCAAAACGAAAACUACUGCAUAUAUUACGGAUGCAGACAUGCAAUCCCAAGGACAUCGUUAUGUGAUCGCCGAAUACAAGAACGAAACCGGGAAUGCAUCAGCCGAGCCGUAUUUCCAAGCCAUAGGAUACUACCUGGAGGGGACGAGAGAUAAGGCUGUCAAAUUCAGCAGAUCCCCUUUGCCCUGCCUCCUUCUCGCCAUUUUCG